Messenger RNA from Magallana angulata, 3404 nucleotides. RefSeq lists its product as uncharacterized. Lineage: Eukaryota; Metazoa; Mollusca; Bivalvia; Ostreida; Ostreidae. Bases 1 to 2913 code for a protein of 970 amino acids. The transcript has 11 exons. The record is from RefSeq and is a predicted model, not a curated record. Gene Ontology annotation, cellular component: cell-cell junction. Gene Ontology annotation, molecular function: cell adhesion molecule binding. Gene Ontology annotation, biological process: cell-cell adhesion.
AUGAGUCUUAUUCAAGGUCAAAUCCUACCAACAUCAACCAUGUUCAUUUCGGGCAAUGUGAUAUUUAAAUGGACAUCGUCAAACUGCUCUUCGUAUGCGGUCUUCGUUACCAGAGACCACACAAGGGAUUCCAACUGGACACUUGUGUCUGAUACACAGUACACUGUGAAGGAUGUGAUGUUAUAUGAAUUCAUCAGAAUAUAUAUCUACACGAGAGCAUCCGUAUCAUCUGAAUACAAAAUAAUGUCUUACAAUGUUUCCAAAGUUAAAGCUCAGAUAGGAGAAAGCGCGAUUAUGAGAUGGACAGCUUCAUCUUUUCCAUCUAUCGGACAAUACCACGUCUAUCACACAUAUAAAGAAAACAGAACAAUAUUGAGUAUAAGCAGCAGCGGAGUAAACUUUGGAGAUAAGACACAAACAAGUAAAUACGCUUACACCUCCAGACAGUUUAAUUCCACUAACAUCGUGUUUGAGAUAAGGGACAUAACUCUGGACGAUGCUGGAUAUUACAAUGGUGGGAUGUCUGCUGAUGCUGCGUGGGCAGGUGGGGGUGUUGUAUUGAUUGUAUCAGCCAAACCCGAUAAGCCAGAAAUUAAAGGAAACCUUACCACACUGGUAGAUACAUACUUAAAACUGUCAUGUAUCAGUAAAUCAACUUCAACCCCUGACUAUUACUAUAAGUUUCGAUCCUUGUCCUACACAUGGUAUAUCAACGACACUAAAAUAAAAGGGGAAUUCGAGGAGACCAUAAUAUUGAACGUUACUAGAUGGCACAGGUACAACAGUUAUUCGUGUACAGCGACAGAAGAAGAACUGGAGUCUGAUCGCAGUAAUGCAGUACAGAUUAAUCCUUUAUAUGGACCAGAAAAACUCACUUUCACACCAAAGCCAACAUUUGAUAAAGGUUAUAAAUUCACAGUAAAGGAAGGCGAUGAAGUCGGUCCAAUCUUUUGUUCAGCUGAUUGUAAUCCACCCUGUAACGUUUCGUGGAAAUAUAAGGAAUCAAACGGGCUUAAAGAUGCCUUGUCAGAAAAUGGGAUAUUACUACUACAAAGCGUCAACAGGAAUGUAACCCAAAUCAUUUGCUUAUCUAGAUGGAAAACUGAAUCAAUGGAGAAAGACAUUGCACUUGAUGUUCAAUAUAUUGAUGACCCAAUUAUUAAUGUAAAUGGCGAAUGGGUGUCAGAUCGAAUAUCUGUAGACAUCCAAGAGAGAAAACCGUUACAUCUGUCUUGUUUUGUUAAUGGAAACCCGACUCCUUCUGUACGACUUGGUAAAUCACAGAACGGAAGGACGACCAUUUUGUCUGAGGCCAUGGAUCACUGGUCAAACUAUAGCUUUAGUACGGGGGCUAAGUGUUCCGAUACACGCACAUAUGUUUGUUAUGGAAAGUCGCAGUCUACGAAUCUGAAAACCAACAAGUCAAUCGGAGUUAACAUUUUGUGUGAGGGUACUUCAAGUUCAGCCAAACCCGAUAAGCCAGAAAUUAAAGGAAACCUUACCACACUGGUAGAUACAUACUUAAAACUGUCAUGUAUCAGUAAAUCAACUUCAACCCCUGACUAUUACUAUAAGUUUCGAUCCUUGUCCUACACAUGGUAUAUCAACGACACUAAAAUAAAAGGGGAAUUCGAAGAGACCAUAAGAUUAAGUGUUACUAGAUGGCACAGGUACAACAGGUAUUCGUGUACAGCGACAGAAGAAGAACUGGAGUCUGAUCGCAGUAAUGCAGUACAGAUUAAUCCUUUAUAUGGACCAGAAAAACUCACUUUCACACCAAAGCCAACAUUUGAUAAAGGUUAUAAAUUCACAGUAAAGGAAGGCGAUGAAGUCGGUCCAAUCUUUUGUUCAGCUGAUUGUAAUCCACCCUGUAAUGUUUCGUGGAAAUAUAAGGAAUCAAACGGGCUUAAAGAUGCCUUGUCAGAAAAUGGGAUAUUACUACUACAAAGCGUCAACAGGAAUGUAACCCAAAUCAUUUGUUUAUCUAGAUGGAAAACUAAAUCAAUGGAGAAAGACAUUGCACUUGAUGUUCAAUAUAUUGAUGACCCAAUUAUUAAUGUAAAUGGCGAAUGGGUGUCAGAUCGAAUAUCUGUAGACAUCCAAGAGAGAAAACCGUUUCAUCUGUCUUGUUUUGUUAAUGGAAACCCGACUCCUUCUGUACGACUUGGUAAAUCACAGAACGGAAGGACGACCAUUUUGUCUGAGGCCAUGGAUCACUGGUCAAACUAUAGCUUAAGUACGGGGGCCAAGUGUUCCGAUACACGCACAUAUGUUUGUUAUGGAAAGUCGCAGUCUACGAAUCUGAAAACCAACAAGUCCAUCGGAGUUAACAUUUUGUGCGAGCCAAGGCUGGAUAAAGAGGCCCAAUUAAAGACAUUAACGGAUCUGGGUAAAGCAAGGGUUCUGAUUAUUCCUGUGAUUGCUUUUCCGCCACCUGACCUAUCGAAAUUGGUAUGGCUGGCACCUAACAACCUACCGUCAACCAUAACUGCAAAUGCAGUGAUCCAGUCUAAUGAUAUCAUCUACAAGCACCGUGUUAUUACCAUUGUUUCUGGUUUGGAAGACGAACACUACGGGGAGUAUAAACUUUUGUACAAUAGAAAAUUUCUUACAAGCGUUAUCAUCAGAAAAGAAGAGGACGCAGAGGACGGACCAUUAAGAGCAAAUAUAGUUGACGUUGCCGUCCCCUCCACACUUUUGGGAAUUACAUGGAUUUUGUUGAUAAUAUAUGUAGUAUUUCAAAAGUGGCGUAGGAAUUUAAAAACAACCCAUCAACAUGACGAAAAAGUUAACCAAUUAGAGACACCAAGCAUGGAACAACAUUACGACGAUUUGCAAGAUAUUGAUGUUGAGAGAAACUACUCCCAUCUUGACCGUCUUGACCAAGAAACUCCUUACGAAGAAACUCUCUAAAACAUACAAAAAAAACCAUUCGGUCUGAAAAAGAAAAACUGCCAUUUUCUGAUUUUUUUCAAGUUUUGAAUUUUAAUGCUUAGAUAUGCAUGGUAUAGCAGAAUUUUUUAUAUUCCUUAUUGUAUUGUUAUGUUCCACGUUUAUUUACUUAUAUUUUUGACAUUUCAGUAUUACAAUAUUAGCUUAUGUUUGUUAUGAUUAAAAAUAUAGCUUGAAACGGCACGAACAAAAAAUCACAUAAAUAAUAGAAACAAAAUUUAAAAACUACAAAGUGAGUUUUGAAAAAUAAAAUGUUAAUGUUGGAUUUACAAAUAAAUUUGGCCCCUCGCUUGGAUGUGAUUAUGUUCUUUUUGAAGUUUUUAUUAAUUGUUUUUUUCUUUUUUUUUGUCCUAAAGAAGGGACUAGUUGUCCCAAAUAAUUAAACAAUUUUAAUUGCUUGCGUGGUUUGCUUUUUAUAUCUAGUUUCUAGGCUUCUAAAGGUCAAUGCAUAA